This is a messenger RNA of Aspergillus eucalypticola CBS 122712, 360 nucleotides long. RefSeq lists its product as uncharacterized. Gene Ontology annotation, molecular function: oxidoreductase activity, acting on paired donors, with incorporation or reduction of molecular oxygen; monooxygenase activity; iron ion binding. The transcript has a single exon. Bases 1 to 360 code for a protein of 119 amino acids. The record is from RefSeq and is a predicted model, not a curated record. NCBI's taxonomy places the organism in Eukaryota, Fungi, Ascomycota, Eurotiomycetes, Eurotiales, Aspergillaceae.
AUGUCUACCGACUUCGAGAGCUUCGGACCGGGUAAAACUCGAAAGCGCAGUAUGGCUCCUCUGCUCGGCCAGGGCCUGUUUACAGUUGAUGGAGAGAAAUGGAGGCAUGCACGGAAUCUGCUUCGCCCGCUCUUUGGGAAGAGUAAUAUCACAGACCUGACACUGGCCCACAAGUAUAUGGAAAUGGUCUUGGAUUUUACGAUUCCUAACGACGAUGCCACUUGGUCUGGCUGGACGGGACCCAUUGAUUUGAAAGGUCUUUUCGAACGCUUUACAAUGGAUACGGCCACUGAAGCAAUCUUUGGACGCAGUGUGAACUCCCAACUGUGGGCCAAGGCCUCAAAUUCCGAGGGUAAAUAA